Nicotiana tabacum (common tobacco) is the source of this 899-nucleotide messenger RNA. RefSeq names its product glyoxylase I 4-like. NCBI's taxonomy places the organism in Eukaryota, Viridiplantae, Streptophyta, Magnoliopsida, Solanales, Solanaceae. The record is from RefSeq and is a predicted model, not a curated record.
CAUUCAUCUACUACUUAUUAUUGAUUCCAAAAUUAUCAUUAACUCAGUAAUUAGAGUGUGAAUUAAAGAGAGGAAUUCUUAUAAGAGAAAGAUAUAUAUAAUGGGAAAAGAGAUAGUGAAAGCUGAGGAGAUCACUGCCUUCAACUGGUCAUCAGAUUCAUCAUCUACGACAUCAUCCUCACCUGAUGAGGAAAUUACAAGGAUGCCUUUGUUAGCAUUAAAUCAUGUUUCGUUUGUUUGCAAGUCUGUUUCCAAAAGUGUUCAAUUCUAUGAGCAAGUUUUUGGAUUUGUCCUCAUCCAGAGGCCCUCUUCCUUUGACUUUGAUGGAGCUUGGUUGUUCAACCAUGGAAUUGGAAUACAUUUAUUAGGAAAAGAAGAUGCAGCGUCAAAGAAGGGAAAGAUAAACCCAAAAGACAAUCACAUUUCAUUCCAAUGCUCGGAUAUGGACCUCAUAAUUGAGAGAUUGGAAGAGUUGAAGAUUGAGUAUGUAACAGCAACUGUGAAAGAAGGUAGAGUCACUGUAGAUCAACUCUUCUUCCACGACCCAGAUGGAAACAUGAUUGAGAUUUGCAAUUGCCAAAAUAUUCCAAUUCUUCCACUUUCUUCUUGCCCUCUCAAGAAGUUCAACAAAUAUCCAACCUUCAAACAAACCAUGCCAAAUUCUUUUUACGGGAAUGGAACCAGUAAAAUGAAUUGCUUAGGAGAAAUGGAAUAUCUGAUGAUGGAGAACUUAGCAAUGAACAUGAUUGACAUUUCAUUCUGAAUAUUAUGCAUAUCUUGUACGGGAAUUCUUGAUGUUGUUGCCUAGUUCAAUGAAAUAAAUACACAAAUUUCACUUGUUAAGAUAAUAGAGGCUCAUUGUACUAUUGAUAGUUACUUCAUAGAUUAAUCAAACCAGU